AUGGCCCUGUCCCUGCCCGGACCCCUGGGACCCCCCGGCCGGAGCCCCCCGCGCCUGGCCGCCUUCUACCCGCCGCUGCUGCCCCCCGCCUCCGGGCAGCCCUCCGGCCGCUUCCAGUUCACCGAGGAGGAGCUGCACGCCGUCCUCUACGGAGCGGGGGUCGCCCCGUGCCCGCAGACCCACGCCCCCGGGUCGGAGCCGCUGGACAGAGACACUCUGCAGCUACCAGAAGGUCUGUGCGUCCUGCAGACGGCGGCGGCCGGAGACACCCCCCAGUGCGGCGUUUUCUGCAGCAGCCCCAUCCCCAAGGGGGUCCGCUUCGGCCCCUUCCAGGGAAAGGUCGUGCAGACCAGCGAGAUCAAGGCCAACGGAGACAAUUCCCUAAUGUGGGAGAUCUUCGAGGGCGGCCAGCUGAGCCACUUCAUCGACGGUCAGGGCGUCGCGGGGAACUGGAUGGCGGCGGUGCGGUGCGCGCGUUUCCCGGGCGAGCAGAACCUGGCCGCGGUGCAGCGGCGCGGCCAGAUCUUCUACGAGAGCUGCCGGGACAUCCCGCCCCGCAGCGAGCUGCUCGUCUGGUACGGGGACUGCUACCACCAGUUCCUCGGCAUCCCCGUCUGCCUCAAGCUGGCCGACGACCCCAACGGCCCCGACGCCCCGCAGCCGACGCCCGCGCUCGCGCCCGCACCUGCUCCCGCACCUGCCGCAGAGGCCGGAGAGGGCUACCGCUGCGAGCGGUGCGGGAAGGUGUUCGCCUACAGGUAUUAUCGCGACAAGCACCUCAAGUACACACGCUGCGUGGACCUCGGCGACCGCAAGUUCCCCUGUCAGCUGUGCAGCCGCUCCUUCGAGAAGCGGGACCGGCUGCGCAUCCACGUGCUGCACGUGCACGAGAAGCACCGGCCGCACAAGUGCUCCAUCUGCGGGAAGAGCUUCUCCCAGUCCUCCAGCCUCAACAAGCACAUGCGGGUCCAUUCCGGGGAGCGGCCAUAUAAGUGUGUCUACUGCAACAAGGCGUUCACGGCCUCCAGCAUCCUCCGCACGCACAUCCGGCAGCACUCCGGGGAGAAGCCCUUUAAGUGCAAGCACUGCGGGAAAGCGUUCGCCUCGCACGCCGCCCACGACAGCCACGUCCGACGCACCCACAGCCAGGAUCACCAGGCCCACGACGGCACCGGCUCCGGCGGCGGGAAAGCCUGCCCCGACCCCGACCAGUACCACUUCCACAUGAAGUUCCACGGCGCUCUGUAG
Messenger RNA from Ornithorhynchus anatinus (platypus), 1248 nucleotides. It is a transcript of the gene PRDM14, whose product is annotated as PR/SET domain 14. Gene Ontology annotation, biological process: regulation of transcription by RNA polymerase II. Gene Ontology annotation, cellular component: nucleus. The record is from RefSeq and is a predicted model, not a curated record. The transcript has 8 exons. NCBI's taxonomy places the organism in Eukaryota, Metazoa, Chordata, Mammalia, Monotremata, Ornithorhynchidae. Gene Ontology annotation, molecular function: RNA polymerase II transcription regulatory region sequence-specific DNA binding; protein binding. The coding region runs from base 1 to 1248 and encodes 415 amino acids.